AUGACAUUUUUACUUCUGCACUUUUCUGAUAUAAAAGGGCUAUCGGAGGAGGACGCGACAGCAGGUGUGAGAAAUUUGCCAAUGAAACAACUGCUCUGUGCAGACUGUGGAACAACCAAAAUGAUUAGCUCGUUCAAACUCAGUCUGGUCCUCAUCCUGUCGCUGUCCGUGGUGCGUGUGCUUUGGUGUUAUCCGGCUCUCUCUUCCAAGGUGUCUGGAACAUCUGACCACCUUCUCAUCUUGCUGAAGAGCCACCCAGCGGGGACGGAUGGCAGCGAGGGGCUGGCUUUUCUGAAGUCGGUGCUGCAGAGGGCGCUGAGGAAAAGGUCCUUCCGCAAUGGGGUCGGAGUGGGGAUGAAAAAAACUUCCUUUCAAAGAGCAAAACGAUGA
Molecule: messenger RNA, 390 nt
Organism: Jaculus jaculus (lesser Egyptian jerboa)
Lineage: Eukaryota; Metazoa; Chordata; Mammalia; Rodentia; Dipodidae
Gene: Nps
Product: neuropeptide S
Exons: 3
Coding region: 1-390 (129 amino acids)
Biological process (GO): positive regulation of synaptic transmission, GABAergic; positive regulation of action potential; neuropeptide signaling pathway
Cellular component (GO): extracellular region
Source: RefSeq, a predicted model, not a curated record